CCUCCAUCGUCUCCUUUUUUUUUUUUAAAUCAUAAAAGUUUAUUGGCAAGAGAAAAACAAUGACAGAUGAAAAUAAUUGACAUACUCUGAGCACAAGAACAUCUGUAUACAUAGAGUAGAAAAUUAAGUGCAAGAGUUUGUCCCUAUGUUAUCUGUUAUUUUAUAUGUGCUGUUUUACUUUUAUUUAUUUUUAUUUGUUAUACUCUUUAUUUUAAACAAAUCCAAAAACAAUCAGGAGUUAGGAACAGACUUAGUAAACAGUAUAGAAUAUUCCGAAGGGCCAACCAGUGGAAUCCUUGGAAGGGCUUGUAGGAGAUUACCGAGAGAGUCAGAAGGAAAAAGAAGCAAGAGUGGAGUUAAAAACUGAGGUGAGAAGAGAAUGAAGAGGGGGAAAAAAAGAAUAUAAAAAGCAGAAACAAGUCUCGGGCGGGGGGAGAGCGAGUCUGGAGAAAAGUAAUGUGGGGAAAAAAAAGGGUAAGUUGAACUAGGAGAGACCUGGGAGAGGUAUUUAGUGUACCAGGGUGUCCAGACGCUGUGGAAUUUGCUCUGCCCGGUGCAAUGUGUAUAAUGUGCUUUAACAGGUGCAGGGGAAGUGGGGGCAGAUAUGUGUUUUUCAACCACUGCAUUUCUGGGGGCAUAUUUGUUUACCAGACACUGUGUUUUUAAUUUUUACACAGAAAUGGCUAGUGAGCAGUAUCGUCAAUUCUGGGCAGGCUUCAUUGAAAUUUAUCAUGAGAAUGAGUGCCUGUGGAGAGUGAAGAGCGCGGACUAUUCCAACAGGAACAAGAAGAAUCGGGCAUUUCAACAGUUGAUCGAGUACAGUAGAGGCCAAAACAGUUCUGCGGACAUUGGUUGGGUGAAGAAGAAGAUUUCUAAUUUCCGAACAGUCUUCAUAAAGGAGCACAAGAAGGUGGAAGAGUCACAGCGAUCCGGAGCCGGGACAGAUGAGGUCUUUAAGCCGACGCUGUGGUACUAUGACCUCUUCAAGUUCACGUUGGAGCAGGAGCCACGGACAAGGUCACUGGAAAGCCUGGAUCCAGAAUAUCCAAUCCUCAUGGAAGAGGAGGCCCAGGAGAGUCUGGAUCUGGAUCUUACCCAGGAGCUGGAGGUGGAGCAGUCGACUCCGGAAUCUGCAGAGGUGGUCGAGUCUGAGGAAUCUGCAGCACCUCAACCACGUCCUCCCACACGACGGAGGACAUCCAGGAGAGUCCCAGGAGAGUCACCUCUGCCGCCUCCAGCUCACAGCAAUUUUUUGCACAUGCUGAGGAGGUUCUGAAUAGGUCCCCGGAUUAUGAUCAAACCUUUGCCAAUUUCAUUGCGGCGGAGAUGAGGCAGAUGACUGAGGAUCAAAAGAGGAUCCACAAGCGCCUGGUACUUGAUGCUACCACACGCGCCAUCGACCAGACACUGGUUGAUGAGUGUGAGAUAGUGCCACCUGCCAGGCGCCAUCUCCAAAAUGUUCCCCCAUUCACCUUUCCACAUCACCAUCCCAUGCAGUAUGCGCCGGUAAACCCUCCUCAUCAGAUGUCUUAUUUUCCGACGGGACCCACACAGCCGAGCCCCUCCCCUCAGCCUAGCACGUCGUCCAGUGGCAUGUACUCCGACAUGCCACCUUCACAGGCAUCGGUCCUGGGCGACCCUCGUUUUUUUAAUUUAUAAAAUUUUGUUUUUCAGCCCGGUUUUUUAGUAAGUGUAAAAAUCUGUUGUUGACUUUUUCCUACACUGUUGCUCCAAGUGAACUAUACUGAGGUCUAUAGUUCCGCAGCGUUGGUUUUAUGACCUCAUUGUCCCGGACUUUUGAUCGUUGUGAUAAGUCCACUCCUUGUGCUCCUUCAAGAGACUGUUCGGAAAAGUGCACUAUUUCUUCUUCACCCAGUGCAUGUUCGCAGCACCGUUAGCCUCUACUGUACUGUUGUAAGAGUUAUGCCCGAUUCUUCUAAUGUUCUGUUGGGAUAGUCCGCGCAAAAAGGGCACUUAUUCUCAUGAUACAGUUAAUGAAGCCUGCCCAGAAUUGGCUUUAUACUGUAAUUUUUUCAAAUUUUAUAAAGUUUUUCAAAACCAACAAA
Pseudophryne corroboree (corroboree frog) is the source of this 2066-nucleotide messenger RNA. RefSeq lists its product as uncharacterized. The record is from RefSeq and is a predicted model, not a curated record. The coding region runs from base 605 to 1276 and encodes 223 amino acids. NCBI's taxonomy places the organism in Eukaryota, Metazoa, Chordata, Amphibia, Anura, Myobatrachidae. The transcript is spliced from 2 exons.